UGACUAAGCACUGUUUAUGCUCCUGGCUCCUUCUCCGACGCUUUGCUCAAACUCCAUCCUCGUUCUCAUUCCUUUCAUUCAUUCUCAUUAACAAAUACAUUUCAUGGGACGAGCAAAUAAUAAAGCUGGCGGAAAACCAGCUAAGGGACAUAGGCAGGCAAGAGCAGCCGCCAAUGCUCACGCAAACAAUAAACUCAAGAAGGAUCCCGGUGUACCUAAUCUCAACCCACUUAGGGAACAAAUGCUGCUCAAAAAGAAGCGUGCAGCUGAAGCAAAGCAACUUCAAAAGGAGGCCCGUGAACAGGCUAUGAACAAGAACCGCAGGAUCACAUCUUCAUCUUCAACCCUUUCUAUUCAUGAUAUUGCUCGUCAAGCAGAUGCUCGUGGCAAAGAAUUCGACGAGAAUGUAGUGGUGGCCAAAGCUAAUGAUGGUGUUCGUGAAAUGGUUGAUUCAGCAGCAGUGGGUGGCAAGGAUAACUCGAGAAAAGCUUAUUAUCGAGAGUUCAGGAAGGUUAUGGAGAAUGCGGAUGUGAUUUUGGAAGUAUUAGAUGCUCGUGAUCCUCUUGGAUGUAGAACAAGGCAGAUUGAGAGAUUGAUUAUGGAUUCUGGAAAGGAUAAACGUAUUAUUUUGGUUCUGAACAAAAUUGAUCUUGCACCAAGAGAGAAUGUCGAGAGUUGGCUUAAAUACCUUCGCAACGAAUAUCCCACUAUCGCAUUUAAAGCCUCGACACAAAACCAACGCUCAAAUUUGGGACAAAGUAGCAUUGGCACAGAAUUAGCUUCAGAAGACAUGUUGUCGAGCAGUGAAUGUUUAGGAGCCGAUCAACUGGUCAAGCUCCUCAAGAACUAUUGCCGAAAUGCCAAUAUCAAGACUGCCAUUACUGUUGGAGUCAUUGGUUAUCCUAACGUGGGCAAAUCUUCUGUCAUUAAUUCCCUCAAGCGUUCAAAGGUCUGUGGUGUCGGCUCGACACCAGGCUUCACCAAGGUGGCGCAAGAGAUCACUCUAGACAAGAACAUCAAACUAUUGGACUGCCCUGGCAUCGUGUUCAGUAAAGGAGACAAUGGAGAGACGCCUGCAGAAUUGUUACUUCGAAACUGUGUCAAGGUCGAGCUAUUGGAAGAUCCUAUCUCACCUGUGGAGUUAAUUGUAGGAAGAUGUCAAAAGCAACAGCUGAUGGAGAUGUACGAUGUUCCUUUAUUCGAGGAUGUGAACGAUUUUUUAGUUCAUUUAGCAAGACAGCGCGGUAAGCUCAAGCGCGGAGGAAUUCCGGAUAUCUUUUCGGCCGCACGAUCGAUUUUGAAUGAUUGGAACUCAGGAAAAAUUCCGUUUUAUACGGUCCCACCGGCAACACGCCACACACCCGUAGCAGCAGCGUCGAUGGUAGAGGGAUGGAGUAAGGAGUUUGAUAUUGAUACCCAGGAGGAUGUUCAGGUUCUAGCUAGCAUGAAGUCGACCGUCGAUAUGAGACAUGCUAUGGCCAUGGUCGCGCAGGAACUGGUGGAAGGAGAGAUCGACAUGGAUGCGAUGGAAGAUGACGAUGACGAUAUUGACAAUGGCAAUAUGUCUAUGGAUGAUGAAGAACAAAAUAUGAUGGAGAAUGGUGAUCAAGAAGCAUCCGUACUGGAUCUGUCAUCUAAACCUAUCAUCAAUUUCAAGCCCAAGGUCAAAAAAUUAGAGCCAAAGGUUAAGCCUCAGAUGGCAUUCACACCAGAGGAAGCUGAACUCAACCCUCGCAUCAACCAGGACAGGAAGAAGUGGCUUAAACAGCAACAAAAGAAAGCUCGUAAAGCACAGGCCGCAAUUGAAGCAGGCGAAGAUCUGGAUAUGGAUGAUGACGAUAAUAGUGAUGCUGGCGAAGAGUAUCAGCAAGAGAAUCAGAAUGGGAAUCGUUUCGACUUUGGCAAUUUUAGUACGACGUUUGGUGGCAGUUAUGAAUUACCUGACGAGGACGAGGACUUGUAAAAAAAAAAAACUCAUGUAUACUAUAUUUCCCUCUGGCAUGCAUGUCUUUACGGCUUCACCCUUUUGCAUUAUCACUCAUCCUCAUGCCUUUGCACUACAAUAAAG
Messenger RNA from Lobosporangium transversale, 2068 nucleotides. Its product is annotated as P-loop containing nucleoside triphosphate hydrolase protein. Lineage: Eukaryota; Fungi; Mortierellomycota; Mortierellomycetes; Mortierellales; Mortierellaceae. The transcript is spliced from 4 exons. The record is from RefSeq and is a predicted model, not a curated record. Gene Ontology annotation, molecular function: GTP binding. Bases 104 to 1963 code for a protein of 619 amino acids. Gene Ontology annotation, cellular component: nucleolus.